Hydatigera taeniaeformis is the source of this 1035-nucleotide messenger RNA. Lineage: Eukaryota; Metazoa; Platyhelminthes; Cestoda; Cyclophyllidea; Taeniidae. The record is from the annotation of a GenBank genome assembly.
AUGCGUUCAGACCUGUUGGAUAUUUUCAAAGAGGCUACGGAGAAGUAUGGAAUUAUUAUGCUAAACAUUACGCAGUGCUGGUAUGGAUCAGUUCAGGCUAAGUAUUCUACCGGAGCGGUUCUCGAAAAGAUCGGUGUCAUUCCUGGCUAUGAUAUGACUCCUGAGGCUGCGCUAGCGAAAAUGGCUUAUGUGCUAGGACGCUUCAAGGACGCGCCAACGAGGCGGCGCAUGCUCACCCAUGACCUUCGUGGUGAGGUUACUUUGCCACCAGCAGAGUUGACGGUGGCACCUAAAGAGACUCCCGCCUUUAGUCUUCGAAACGUAGUCAGCGGGCAGGCAGGCAUCACCCAAAUGGUAGGGCAUAUCGGCUCUAUCCUCUCUAAUGCCACUGAGGAUGGUCCCGCCAAUGUCUGGGCUAUGCGUAUCCUUCCCUACCUCUUCUGUGGAGCCGCAGAGGCUAACGAAUGUGAUGUGCUUGAACAACUCGGCAAUAUAACCCAUAAUUUUGAGUUUUGCGACAAUGAACAAAGACGGCCCCUGCAUGUUGCUGCAGCGAAUGGCCACAUGAGGGCUUGCAGACUACUUUUGGAGAAGGGAGCAAAUCCGAACUCCACAGAUCGGUUUGGUUACACCCCACUAACCCACGCCAUUCGAAGCACUAAAGCAAGUUCCGAACUCAUCAACCUACUGCGACAGUACGGCGCCACUCUCUCACCAGUAGAAGCAACGAGAGCACGAGAGGUCAAUCACGCCGCCAUGCUGGGCAAGGUUAACCAGCUGCAAUUCUACAAAAUGGCUGGGAUGUCGCUUCAAGAGCUGGACUUACAGGGACGAGCCCCAUUGCACACUGCAGUUUGUCACCGACAAUUGGAAAGUGUUCGCUAUCUUAUUUCCCCAGAGGCCGAAGGAGGAGCCGGGGUCGAUGUUUUGCAGAAGACCUCGUAUGGGACAACUGCUUAUGAAGAAGCUCUUCAACGCAACCUUCCUGAGAUAUUAUCACUGCUCAAGCAACCAAGUACUCACCGUCUUUCAUAG